AUGGCGAUCACGAUGGGAUACGGUGGAGUGGGCAAGCUCACCGAUGAGAAGUUCGCGAGAGGGUGGAUCAAGUGCAUCCCGAGGGUCGCCAGUGGCGAGCACAUCGGGUCGAAUCUGAAUCCAUGGAACGAAGACGACUUCAAGCCACACGAGAUCAACGAAUGGUUCGUGCACGUCUACUACGACCUCGCGCUUGGAGUGCGGCGUGGGCGCGGUCCAAACGGCGCGUGGUGCGCAGUGAUCUGUCCGUGCUCCAGGCUGACCGAGGAGCAACCGCCGGCGGAGAUCGCGAUGCGCGUGGCUGACCUCUUCGGCCUCGCCGGUGACUGGAUGCCGAGCGGGAUCUCGUACGAAGGGCUCCUGCACUACAAGAUCCAGAAUGCCUUGGAGGUGGUGGAGGAGUGGAAGAGGGGCACCUUCUCGCCGCGCGUGCUGGCAAAGAUGGUCCGCGCCAUGGGUAAGAUUGGAAUGCUUACGCCACAGGAGUAUGAGCCGAUGGUAGCCCACAUCGCACAGGUGAUUGGAUGGAGUGAGAUGGAUGUGUGGGGCGCGAUAAAAAUCGCUGGGGAGCAUGACUUCACCAGCAAGGCUAUCAAGAUCAAUGAAGUCCGAGUGCUCGCGGAUGGCGCGAAGGAUCUCGACGAUGCGAUAAGCCUCCAGCGGGAUGGCGAGAGCAUCGAGCUCACCACGUAUAUCGCGCUCCCGGCCUCGAGCUUGACGCGUGAUGACAGCGCGUUCGCCGACGCGUUGGAGCAACGCGAGACGCUCUACUUCGCCAGAGGCAAGCGCUCCAUGCUUCCUGACGCCCUCGAAGCCUCGCACAGCCUCUCUGAUGCUCAGGAGCGCGCCGCGCUCGAGGUCAAGAUGAUGUUCGACGCUUCGAACGUCGCGAUCUGCAAGGAUGUGCGCGUGCGCGCGACCUCUGUGCGCGUCGACAAGGCGUUGACCUACGCGCAGGCGCGCGCGCUGCUAAAAGCAGGCGAUACAGACAUGCGCGACCUGGCGUGGUUGUCCGCGCAGCUGUUUCGCGCGCGCAACACGCAUGCGCUCGCGUUAUUCGAUGGGGACGCCGCAGAGCACGGCCUCUACAUGACCGGCGAGGGCAUCAUCGAGCACGCGCACCGCGCGCACAUGAUCGUCGCCGAAGCUAUGAUCCUGACAAACCGCGCGCUGGCCGAGUGGUGCAGGGCUCGCGCGCUCCCCAUCAUGUGGCGAAACCACCGCGCGCAGAGUGAAGACGCUGAUGUCACCGAGGCGUUCGCGCUGGCGAGGGCGCGAGGCGACGCGCGCGAGAUGUUCUUGCUCGCGCCAAAGCUGAUGCAUUGUCUCGCGCGGGCAACCUACAACAGCACCAGAGAGGAGCAUUUUGGCCUCGGGCUCGAUGGUUACGCGCACUUCACCUCGCCGCUUCGACGCGCCGCCGACCUCAUCAACCAGGCCCAGAUCCUUGCUUAUCUGAACCACGCGCCGCUCCCCUUCCUUGAGGAUGCACUGGCUGGCAUCGAAGAGAUGUGGCGAGCACCAGGGCAGCAGGAGGCAAUCGACGAGAGGCGCGCGGAGAGGAGCAAGAAGCAGCACACCAGGCGCGCGAAGAAGAAGCUCGAGAGGACAGGCGUGAUUUACAAGAACGCCGCGGCGUUCGAGCGCUUGACCAAGGCCAUGGCGCGCGGACAUCUCGAGAUGGAUGUCGAGGAGCUCGCCGAACAGCUCGAGCUCGCCGCGCGUCGCAGAUGUGUCCCGGUCCCGGUGCUCUCCACCAUCUUGCUCGAGGAGGGAGUGUCUGAACUCGUCGAGCCCGCGCUCCAGGCGUUGAUUUCCACGCCAUCGCUCGCCGUGUCGCUGUGGCAUCACGGCCAAAAUAUCGAGGUGCUCGAUGCGGUGCGCGUCAAAGAAGGGAAGAUGAGGGCGAUAUCCAGCAAGUCAUGGUGGGGUGAGUUUCGGCGGAUCCUGGCCGAGCCUUGUGAUAGGCGGGGUGCGCUUCUCCAUGAACUCCGGGAUGUCGUCCCAGACUUUGGAGAGGAGGAGAAGGCCGCGGCCCGAGCGCGUUUGCUCGAGGAGAUCGACCCCUGGGAACUGACAGUGGCCGUGCUCCCGUUGAUGAUGACCCAUGCCAAGACGCCGACACCCUGGCGGGUAUAUCCAGACCAGGACUCUGGCGUUGGACACGACGCGUAUGCUGUGGCUGGCGUCGAGCUGUUCGAGGAGACCGAUGAUGCAGGCGUCUACCUCCUGAUCGCGUUCUACCGCACGCUCACCUCGUUGUUCUGUGAAGCAAUGGAGAACGUACGCGCGCGCGACCUCGAGCAGAUACGUCGAUACGCCGGGGUCGUGUGGCCUGACGAGCUCUUCAGCGGGUUCAUCGAGAGGUUGCACUUCGGUGGCGUUUCCGACAGGAGCCGUUUCUUCGAGCUCAGGCGGAUGCUCGUGCGCCUCGAGGGGUGUCAAAGUCUGAGCAUGUUGGUGGUCCUGCUUGACACCAACCCUCUCACCCCGGAGCCAAGAGGCUCCAUGGUUUGGCCAGCGAUCCGAUGUGUCGCGGAAGCCAUCAACGAGCGGGUCUUUGCCUGGCCAUGGGAGCGCGCGGUGCUCCAGGCCCGCAUCGAGUUCAGGCACACCACCGACUUCGAGCAGGUCAUGAACGACGUCAUCGACUCAUGUUGCUUGAAGGUCCAGGAGAAGAGGCGAGAGGUUUUUGUCGAAUCGAAAUCUCUUUGA
Molecule: messenger RNA, 2715 nt
Organism: Ostreobium quekettii
Lineage: Eukaryota; Viridiplantae; Chlorophyta; Ulvophyceae; Bryopsidales; Ostreobiaceae
Source: the annotation of a GenBank genome assembly